This is a messenger RNA of Scaptodrosophila lebanonensis, 676 nucleotides long. Its product is annotated as zinc carboxypeptidase A 1-like. Gene Ontology annotation, molecular function: metallocarboxypeptidase activity; zinc ion binding. Gene Ontology annotation, biological process: proteolysis. The transcript has a single exon. The record is from RefSeq and is a predicted model, not a curated record. Lineage: Eukaryota; Metazoa; Arthropoda; Insecta; Diptera; Drosophilidae. The coding region runs from base 134 to 643 and encodes 169 amino acids.
GUGCCUGUUAAGAGUCGUUCUGCAGUCUACAGUUGGAAAGAGUACCAUUCUUUGAAUGAUACCUAUAGUUGGUUGCAAACUUUGGCUCAGCAACAUCCCGGAGUUGUUACCUUGAUUGACGUUGGUCAGACUUAUGAGAAACGACACUCCCAACAAUUCGGACGUGUACCCUGGACCUUCGGCCUUCUCCGAAAUUGAAACUGAAUCCCUGUCUAAAUAUAUUGGCUCGAUAAAGGAUAGGAUCAAUCUGUACAUUUCCCUCCAUGCCUAUUCACAGUUGCUGCUCUACCCCUAUGGAUACACGAAUGAACUGCCAGAUAACGCAGCCGACUACAAGAAGGUCUUUGAUGCGGCCAUUGGAGCUAUAAGCAAGCGUUACGGCACCAAUUACACUGGUGGCAAUAUUUACAAAGAGAUCUACCCCGCUGCUGGCGCCAGUUUGGAUUGGGUUUAUGGUACCCAAGGCGUGCGAAUGGCCUUCUGCUAUGAGCUGCGUCCCACUGGAGGCAAUGAUUUAAAAUCCUUUCUUCUACCCCCUGACCAAAUUAUUCCUACCAGUGAGGAGCUACUGGAUUCUAUCACGGCCAUGGUUGCCGAAGUAAAGAAUCUCGGCUACUUUGUUAAAAAGUGGACAACUUAUUAAAUGCUACUUACAUUUUUGUUGCAUAGUCAUGAA